AAAACAACAGAUUGGACAAGAGUUUAUCUAUUGAAGGCAUGUUUUGGUCAAUUUUUGGACUGGUAACUGCUAUCAAGUUGCUAUUUUUGCCGGCAUACCGGUCGACCGAUUUUGAGGUACAUCGAAAUUGGCUGGCAAUAACACAUUCAUUGCCAAUAUCAAAAUGGUAUGUCGAAGCAACAAGCGAAUGGACAUUGGAUUAUCCUCCAAUAUUCGCGUAUUUCGAGUAUAUACUGUCACAUUUCGCCAAAUACUUCGAUGAAAACAUGCUGAAAGUGGAUAAUCUCAAUUAUGAUUCCAAUGAAACGAUAGAGUUUCAACGUCUCUCGGUUAUUAUCACCGACAUUGUGUAUGCCAUUGGAGCGAAAAGAUGUAUCGCUCAUUUGUCUCCCACCGCAUCCAAACAACGAAUCUUAUGCGCUGUCUUAUUGGGAAAUUUCGGACUGUUAAUCAUCGAUCACAUUCAUUUUCAAUACAAUGGAAUUCUAUUCGGAAUUUUAUUGCUAAGCAUAGCUUACAUGUGCGAAGAAAAGUUUUUAAAGUCCGCAUUUUGUUUUGCCGUUCUAUUGAAUAUGAAGCACAUCUUCGUUUAUGUAAGCCCGGUAUACAUUGUGUAUUUGUUGAAAGUGUAUUGCUGGCACAGUUUAUCGCUCCCGAGAGCAAUAUUGAACUUGACGAAAUUAGGAAUGAUUACAAUUGGAGUAACUAUGGUGUCGUUUGGACCAUUCAUGCAUCAAAUGCCACAGGUUUUGUCACGUUUGUUUCCAUUUAAACGGGGACUCUGUCAUGCGUAUUGGGCACCAAAUUUUUGGGCCAUUUAUAACAUUGUUGAUAAAGCGGCAUCGAUUGGCCUGGGCAGUGCCUCGAAUUCAUCGAACACCGGUGGACUCGUACAAGAAUAUAGUCAUGAAGUUUUACCCGUGAUUCAACCACAUACAACAUUCAUAAUCACCAUCGUGGCUAUGAUUCCGUGCAUCAUGAAAAUUGCCUUCGGAGCCUACAAUAAAUCCACAAGCAAGUUCGACUUUAUUCGUGGCAUUGUCAUUUGUGGAUGCACAUCAUUCUUAUUCGGUUGGCAUGUUCAUGAGAAAGCAAUUUUAAUGGCAGUCAUUCCAUUGAGUAUUCUCAUGACAAUCAAUGAAAGCGAAUACAAGCACAUGGGAUUCUUGUCGAUUGUGUCGUAUUUCUCAUUGUUUCCACUGCUUUUUAGAUCAAAUUUGGCAGUCAUUAAAAUCAGUUUGCUCGUCACACACAUACUCAUCAUCGCAAACGGUCAAUGGAGUAUAUGGCCAACAGCAAAUAACAAGUGUAUUUUUCCAAUUUAUGAACUACUGUAUAUUAUUGGCUUGGUUGGAUUACUUUUCUACGAAUUUUGCCUACAAUAUUUACUAAAAUUAGAUAGAAGACUGCCAUUUUUACCAUUACUAUUAAUUAGUGUUUAUUGUAGCCUGGGAAUUAUUUAUUUCUGGGUGCGUUACUAUGUCGCGUUUUUGUUUUGUGAUAGAAUUAGCAAUAAAAAGACUAGAAAAAAUCACAAGCUGAAUUGA
This is a messenger RNA of Contarinia nasturtii (swede midge), 1547 nucleotides long. Its product is annotated as probable dolichyl pyrophosphate Glc1Man9GlcNAc2 alpha-1,3-glucosyltransferase. NCBI's taxonomy places the organism in Eukaryota, Metazoa, Arthropoda, Insecta, Diptera, Cecidomyiidae. Gene Ontology annotation, biological process: protein N-linked glycosylation. Bases 39 to 1547 code for a protein of 502 amino acids. The record is from RefSeq and is a predicted model, not a curated record. Gene Ontology annotation, molecular function: dolichyl pyrophosphate Glc1Man9GlcNAc2 alpha-1,3-glucosyltransferase activity. Gene Ontology annotation, cellular component: endoplasmic reticulum membrane. The transcript is spliced from 8 exons.